Schistosoma bovis is the source of this 2596-nucleotide messenger RNA. The record is from the annotation of a GenBank genome assembly. NCBI's taxonomy places the organism in Eukaryota, Metazoa, Platyhelminthes, Trematoda, Strigeidida, Schistosomatidae.
AGUACCGCGGACUCCUCAACUUAGCUGGAGGACGUUUUUAACUAUUCCUAAUUUUCCGUAAUGGGGAAACCUAGUGGUCCUGCUCCACAAGUUAAUGGGAUUUCUCCAAACCAAGGAACCCCUGGGACAAAACUGACCAUUAGAGGAGAAAACUUGGGGAACACUGCAAGUGAUCUUCUACAUGUAUUCAUUGGUGGGAUAGAUGUUGGAAGAAGUGCUCAAUGGUUCUCACCCAAGAAACUUACUGCCAUUACACCACUGGGAGAAGGUGAACUUGAAAUCGUUGUGGUUACCGAUAGUGGGGGCUUUGGAACUGCCGCAGUGAUUUAUCGCCAAAAUAUCCUCCGCGUAGUCAGUCCACAAACUGUUGUAACUUAUUGGCCAGAAGAUGAUAGACGUGUUGCUCCUACUAGUGGUAGUACUUCUGCAGGAUCAUCCGGAUCUACUGUAGCUGUUGGAUGUGUUCCUGGAGCAGAGCUCGAUCAUUCCACCGGCCUUCCAAUGUCAGAGUUGAGUCGAAUUAGUAUGCCACUAUCAGACUCUGCCUUGAGAGAAAUAUACCCACGGUCAGGUUCAGUACAUUUGGCCGAUAAAGAUUUCAAUCCAGUUAUGUUUCUACUGAAAUUCUAUAAAAAUUCUAAUUUUAAUGAUUUAUUGGUUACGGUGAAAAAUUUUCGCCAAAGUAUGGGUCAGGAAGGUCCAGGCGAGCCUGUCAAUGUUAUUAGAACAAAUCUAGUUUUAAUUUUUCGGUGUCUGGAUGGAAUGGAUGGUUUACGUCGUAGAUUGGACAACGAGAAAAAAUCAAUUGAAACAAAUGACAGCAAUGAUUUACGUUUGGAAUCAAUUCUUUACGAUACCCGUACACUUGGUCAUCGUUUAUUUGAAGAUAUUUUAAAACGUAGAGAUAGGGGUGAUUCAAUUAAAAAUGCUAUAUCUGUUUUGCAACGUUAUCAGUUUCUGUUCAAUCUACCACAUGCUAUUCGAACAAAUAUAUCCAAAGGUGAUUACAAUUUGGUAUUAAAUGAUUACUUACGUGCAAAAUCAUUAUUCUCCAGUUCAGAUACUGAAGUUCUACGUCGUAUUUAUAGUGAUGUGGAAACUGUAGUUGCUAAUUUUUCUGUUAUGCUUCGUAAUCAACUGAUUUCUAUGCCAAUUGAUUGUGAUGAUGCAAGACAUAAAAUUGGGUAUCUAACACAAUUAGAAGUGGAUUAUGAUCCUGGUUGGUUAUGUUUGACAUAUUUCAAAGAUUGGCUGAUUGAUCAACUACGUAAUUACCAACGUAUAUCUCAUCAAGAUAUGGUCGAUGGUAAUUCAAUGAAAAAUAAACAGUUUGAUGGUUCUAAUAUCAUUGGUAAUCUUCUCUCCGUGGAUAAUAAAUCGUCUAUACUGAAUCCUGAUUCAUUCAUCUUAUUUGCUGAAGACUUUUAUGGUGUUCCACCAAUGGUUGGUAUGGUAAAAGCAGUAUGUCGUUUACUUACUACACAUGUUAUUCAAUUUUGGCGUUUGGGUACUGCUUAUAUUUCGGGGCAGUUAAAUUAUAACAAUCAAAAAUUUUAUGAUAAACUUGGUCAGACGUCGUCAACAAACGAUCCUAAAGCGGCAUGGCUGCAAAUUAAUUUAGAACUUGUACACUCUGUGUCCAAUCACAUGCGUGAUAUUGUUCUUGAAGCUUUCAGCACUACAUCUAAUGAAACUUCAUUAACUGAUCAUUUAUUAGAGUGUAUAAAAGAAUAUAGACAAUGUUGUAGUUCCCUGCCAUUGUCAGAGAUGUCAUCUGAAAUCUGUGAUAUAUUUGCUAAACUUGCUUAUGAUCUACGUAAACUUGCUGUUCGUGGAAUAUUUCUUCGUGCUCAACUUAGUAAGUUGUGAAUAUUUUAAUUUAGUGGUCAUAUAUUACUAUCUUAGUCAAAAACAAACUAGUCAUUUGAAUAAAUAGCAAAAAAUCUAACAUUUAACUUUUUUUAUUUAAGUAGAAUAACGUUCUCAACAGUGUAAACAUUAAUAUUGAUAAUUAUUUUACAAGUAGUGUCUUGAAUGCUGAUAGAUAUAAGUAGUAUGUAGCCACAGUUGGGUGUGGAAUGCAUGGCAGCAGAAGAUUGAGAGCAAUCAAGAUAACAACAAAAUUGGAACAAUCAUGAGGCAUGUAAACGACAACUGAACGAAGAUGUACAAAUAAUGGAUUUAAUGUAUGGUUUCCAUAUUUUACCAUGAUACUGUAAUUUUGCAUGAAACAAUAAGUUUCAACCACCUGAGUUCUCAUUCACUUCAGUAGUAGUCUAUAGAAAGUUGUUGUUACUAACAUUAAUAUCAAAAUAAUAUCAAUUUAAUUUGGUUAUUGAUUCUCUGAAGAAGUGACUUUCACUAAGCCACGAAACGUCAGAAAAAUCCAAUUUCCUACUCAUUGGGAUAUUACGAAUAUAUUAUUUUUAUUUAUAACAAUCAACCCAAUGCUCAAUUUAUUCGAAAUUAUCAAAUCAAACCUUGGUAAUGACACCUACAUUAAUAUCAAAAGUUCAUUUUCUAUUUUUAUUACAAUUAUGUAUAAAAUAAAUUUACAGUAAACUUGGUUGUAUAGUUUGAGUAAACGAUUUCAUGC